AUGUGACGUAAAUGGCGUGCUGGUGCGCGGAGUUAGCUUCGCGCGGGUUUACCAAUGCUCUCGUGCCGAAAGGAAAGUAGGCAUGUCGGAUUGGGAAGAGGACUGCGACGAUUCGGCUUUGAAACCUACACCCUUAGUUAAAGCCCAGCAUUCAGGAUGGCGGUCUCAGAAGACGGAGCAGAUUUCCGACUUUAAUUUUACGCAUAAAAAAGAGUGGGGCCCCUCAGCACAACGGCGGGGACAUGAUCGGCGAGAUCCGCAGCGGCAGAACUGGGGGGGCGGGAGUGGCCAUUCGGACACUGAAGGAAAGCAGUUUUCCAGGAGGGAAAACGAAUGGAGUCCAAGUGGGCGAGGAGACGCCAGUGGAGGCCGCGGGUUACUGGCGUCGGCGCCGCUGUGCUUUUCUGUGGAUAGUUCCGCAUUUAGUUCCAUUAUAGGUCGCGGAGGCGCUAAAGUUCGUGAACUUGAGGAGCAGAGUGGAGCGAAGAUAAAGGUCAUUCGGGGCCGUUAUGAAGGGGAGGUUCAAGUAUUUGGCAGCAGGGAUGUGCAGCAAAAAGCCAGGGAAAUGAUCGCAGCUUUGAUUUCCCCGGCCGCUGGUGAUCCCGGGUCCACAAACGCUGGCACAGAGUCCUGCUGGUCCGCUUCGGCUGUCCAGAACCCGUCAGAUUUCGCCCCGCCACCGAUAGACUGGAUGUCCAUCCGCGAAAAACGGCAUGAGUAUGCGGCCCUGAAGUGGAAGGAUCUCCCUCCACUUAGGAAGGAGUUUUACAUCGAGGCGGAGAGUGUGGCUAUGCGCAGUGCUGAGGAGGUGCAGGCCUGGAGGAAGGAGAACAACAAUAUCUUUGUGGAUGAUUUGAAAGAAGAGGACAGGCGGGUUGUACCCAAUCCGGUUUGUACCUUUGAAGAGGCCUUCCAGGCCUAUCCUGGUAUCAUGGAGAACAUCGUCCGAGUGGGCUUUCUUAAGCCCACACCUAUCCAGUCGCAGGCCUGGCCCGUUGUGUUGAAGGGGCUUGACCUGAUCGGAAUAGCCCAAACCGGCACCGGGAAAACCUUGGCCUACCUCUUGCCUGGAUUCAUCCACAUGGACCAGCAGCCUGUGCCCAGAGAGCAGCGGGAUGGACCUGGCAUGUUGGUACUGACCCCAACCCGAGAGCUUGCCCUGCAGAUCGAGCAGGAAUGCAAGAAAUACAGCUACAAAGGCUUCAAGAGUGUCUGCAUUUACGGGGGAGGGGACCGCAAGGCCCAGAUCGGCGUGGUAACCCGUGGCGUGGACAUCGUCAUCGCCACUCCAGGCAGGCUGAAUGACCUGCAGAUGCACAGUUACCUGAACCUGCGAUCCGUCACCUACCUGGUCUUGGAUGAGGCCGAUCGUAUGCUGGACAUGGGUUUUGAGCCACAGAUUAUGAAGAUUAUAUUGGACAUCCGGCCUGACAGACAGACGAUCAUGACUAGUGCCACAUGGCCAGCCGGUGUGAGGCGAUUGGCUAAGUCCUAUCUGAAGGAUCCAAUGAUGGUGUACGUGGGGACGCUGGACUUGGCGGCCGUGAACACCGUACAGCAGUCAGUAAUAAUCGUCCCGGAGGAGGAGAAAAAGAGUUACCUUUUUGAUUUCAUCCGUAACCUGGAGCCCGAAGAUAAAGCGCUGGUAUUCGUAGGGAAAAAGUUAAUUGCGGAUGACCUGUCCAGUGACCUCUGUCUACACGGCAUAAAGGUUCAGUCAUUGCAUGGAAACAGGGAGCAGUGUGACCGUGAGGAUGCGCUGCGGGACUUUAAAGAGGGCCAUGUGCGGAUCCUCGUGGCCACCGACCUGGCCUCCCGGGGCUUGGACGUGCAUGACAUUACGCACGUCUUCAACUACGACUUUCCACACAACAUUGAGGAGUAUGUUCACCGCGUUGGUCGUACCGGAAGAGCAGGACGGUCCGGGGCGUCCGUGACUUUAGUGACAAGAGGAGACUGGAAGUUGGCCUCCGAACUGAUUCACAUCCUGGAGCGAGCCGGCCAGGCUGUUCCUGAGGAGCUGCUGCUGAUGGCCGAGCGCUACGAGAGGCACGAGAGGGAACGUGAGACGGGUGUGCCCACGGGGCGAGGAGGAAGAGGCGGGAGAAGCAGAGGCAGGGCUGGGGGAGGAGCAAGUAAAAUGUGGCACAAGAAUAGGGACGAUUCCACCUGGAGCUUCUAAUCUGUCCAACUUGAUUGACAGGUAUGCGCACUAAAUAAUUUCUGGCAUUUGGCAGCCUGUUCCACCUAGAAGUUUAAUUUGGCCGUAUUCAGAAACGCUUCCCGUUGCAGGACAUGAGUUGAUAACUUAAUGCAUUUUCUUUUGGUUCAUAUCAGGUUUCAGUCCUGUACAGAAUCUGUGUGCUUAUGGGCUCAGAUCAUUGUGCUGACAUCCUCCGCUUCGUGCAGAGACAAGGUCACCUUAUUAACGUUCCUGUUUAUUUAUUUUUUGUUUGACCAGCACAAAAGUUAAUGGUCUACAAAUGUGUUUAAAAAUUGUCCAUGAUGUGGAAUUUAGUUUGAGGGGCUAAAUGUGGCGAAUAUUUUCAGAAUUCAUAGUUGAUGAGGGACCCAAAAAUAAAUAAAUAAAAUAAACAAUGUUUUAUGUAUGAUUUUUAUAGACAGUGCAAUAGCUCACUGGGUGGCACAGUGGCCUUAUACGUUAUACGCUACUACGGUUCUGUGCUCAGUGUGUAUGGAGUUUGUACUGAAACCCACACAAACAUGAGAGUAUGCAAAGUCACUGGGUUCGGUGAACUAUAGAGUAGUGUGUGACUGUGGAGGUAUGUACUUGUUUGCCCUGCAAUGGACUGGCAUCAAAUCAGCUCCCAGUUCACUGUGACUGUGUGUAAGCAGUUUUUUUUUUUGGCUUCAUUUUUCUUUUUUUGAUAUUCUCAGGCUGCCUAUUAAAUCAGCCAGCUUGCUUAUGGUUCAAAAUGUUCUAUGAAAAAGCAGGCAGGUCACAUUUUUGCUUCCUCCCAGCACACCUGUACCAUGAAGUUUUGUGUUGAUUGUACUUGAUGGUUUGAUUUAGGUGUGUUGGGAGGGAGCAAAAAUUUGGACUAGAAUGAGCACAACUGCAAUAAAAUGCCUUAUAAC
Messenger RNA from Brienomyrus brachyistius, 3099 nucleotides. It is a transcript of the gene ddx43, whose product is annotated as DEAD (Asp-Glu-Ala-Asp) box polypeptide 43. Gene Ontology annotation, molecular function: RNA binding; ATP binding; RNA helicase activity. The coding region runs from base 83 to 2182 and encodes 699 amino acids. Lineage: Eukaryota; Metazoa; Chordata; Actinopteri; Osteoglossiformes; Mormyridae. The record is from RefSeq and is a predicted model, not a curated record. The transcript has 16 exons.